AUGUCGCCCAAUGUGCCAUACACGAAAGGUCCGUAUCAACCAGUGUGGAAUGCGUUCAGCGACGGCGCGUACUACAUUCCUGAAAUCGGAGGCAUCGACCUGUUCGUCGCCGCAAGUGUGCUGAACCUGCCGUCGCCAGUCGUCAUCGUCUCGUUCGUUCCAGCCACUGUUGCUGCAGUCAAGACGGCCAUCACCACGCUUCAUGAUUCCGGUGGGCGGCUCUACUUCAUCGUCAACACGCCGCCGCAAGGGUGCAACCCGGCGCAGCUGACGCAGUUCCCCAACCGGGCCAAGGACGCGCUCCUGUGCGUGGAUGACAUCAACGCCUGCUGCAAAGCGGCCCUCAACGCCAUCAACCGCGCUUACAGGGCCGCUUUGCAGCAGGCGCUCGAGGACCUGCGGACGCGCUCGGUGGCGAUGGCACGCAGAUCUUCCUCAUGGAUAACUAUAAUGCCAGCAUUGAGAUCUUCACCAACCCGUCGAACUAUGGUAAGUUUCACCCAACACUCUCACAAACCAAAUUAUCCACAGGCAGUUUCAUAAUGAUAUUUUUUUGGCAGGGUUUACCAACACUCUGCAGGCGUGUUGUGGCUCCGGAGGACCCUACAACUACAACUCGGCCUUCACGUGCGGCAACAUCGGGUCGCGCUGCCAGGGGCAGUCGGCGUGCGCGACGCCCGGAAGCUACGUUUCCUGGGAUGGGAUUCGUUACACUGACGCAUUCUACAGACAGAUUGCCAAGUUCUUCCUCAAUGGGCAGUUUAUCACUCCAGCUUUGAAUCUCACCGCGGAGUGUCGCCUAAAAUUUGAUGAUUUUUAUAAAAGCAGCUGAUCGAGUUGGGUAACAUUAUGGUUGUCAGUAAUUGUCAGUAGAGGCAGCCUUCACAGGUUUACGGAUGAAUAGGUCUCAACAGGGUAUUAGAGUAGUAUCACCUGAGUAUUGCGUAGAUAUUAGUCGAGAAGUGGACUUCUACAAAACCAGAUGGACUUCUACCGCGGCCACCGCUUGUUAUUGCUGCCUCAAAUCUAAAUGCAAAAGAUCACAUUACUUCAUUACA
Molecule: messenger RNA, 1058 nt
Organism: Physcomitrium patens
Lineage: Eukaryota; Viridiplantae; Streptophyta; Bryopsida; Funariales; Funariaceae
Source: RefSeq, a predicted model, not a curated record